Messenger RNA from Oryzias melastigma (Indian medaka), 2202 nucleotides. It is a transcript of the gene dele1, whose product is annotated as DAP3 binding cell death enhancer 1. The coding region runs from base 170 to 1720 and encodes 516 amino acids. Gene Ontology annotation, molecular function: protein binding. The transcript has 12 exons. The record is from RefSeq and is a predicted model, not a curated record. Lineage: Eukaryota; Metazoa; Chordata; Actinopteri; Beloniformes; Adrianichthyidae.
UUGCCCCUCCUUCAGCAACUCGUGACAGUUGUUGGGAUUUUUAUACACCAGCCAUACCAUUAUAGUGAAAUUACUUCAGACUUCUGUUGCUCCGUGGAUCGGAAGAGGUCUGCGAGAAAAGCAAAUAUGUAUUCCCGGAGAUUAAUCUGCGGUUAAGCCAAGGACGAACAUGUGGAGAGUUCAAGGUUUUGUGGGGAGAGCUCUGCACAGACUCCAUGGCAGCCACACUUUACGACUGACACCGAACCACCAUGUGGAAGAUGAGGUUCUCAACAGCUCAGCUGCUCUCUCCACUUCCAGACAGUCGUCUGACAGCAGGUCUCAGAAGGAGGAGGAUGGAGAAAGGAACAGGAAGGAGAGGACUUUUCAGUUUGAUUAUGCCAAGCUUCCACGUUACACAGCCCUUGAUGCCGUGGGAUGGGGCGCUGUGGCAGUUCUACUUAUGCAGAUCUGCAGGAGAGUCCACUCCAGCUUCUCAUCCAGUUCUGAGGCAAGUCCACAUGCAGGGAGCCUGACAGCAUCCUCGUCCCUGCAGAGGUGUGGCUACCGCAUCCUGCUGGACAUCUUAUCCAGACGUGACGUUCUUCCCAGAGGAAGAAGUGUGCUGUGUCUGCAAGGGGUGCCAGAGAGUCCAAAUGCAGAUCAGUCCUCCACUCAAAGCAGCAGCAACAGUCCAGCCAGCUCUGAGCAGCAGUCUCUGACUGCUGACAUCUCUGACCACCAGGGGGAGCUGCUGUUCCAGCAUUCACAUGAAACUGGAGAGUCUCUCCAGACUGGAGAAUGCCAUCAGAAUGACACCAGUCCAGAAAAAACAGUGAGGAAAAAUGAAACCGCCUCAUCUGAAGAAGAGAAGCUAUCACAAGCAGCACUAAACCUCAAGCAUGUGGGAGACACCAGUAUUCCUGUCAUCCUCAACAUCAUCGGCCUAGAAAACACUAAGACUAAGAAUUACAGGGAAGCUUUCGUGUGUUUUAAAACUGCAGCCCAACAAGGCUACAGCAAAGCCCAGUUUAACACAGCCGUGUGCUAUGAGAAAGGUCGAGGAGUCGACAAGGACAUAGAGAAGGCUCUUCAUUUUUACAGACAGGCAGCAGCCAAGGGCCACAAACAAGCUCAGUACCGAUAUGCAAAGCUUCUGCUGACCAGCAGGGGGCAUCAGAGUGCAGAAGAGAUGAGCACUGUAAUAAACUUACUUACAGAAGCUGCUGCAGCUGGAAUCACUAAGGCUCAGCUGUGCUUAGCUUCCAUCUACUCUCAGGAUCCCAUGAGAAAUGUGUGCAAGUCGAUUACGUACCUGAAGAUGGCAGCAGAGAGUGGAGACGACACUGCCCUGCUGUUUUUGGGUCAGUGUUAUGAGAGUGGCUUUGGCGUCCCACAGAACUUCAACAAAGCUGCUCACUUUUACAAACAAGCAGCUCAAGCUGGCAACAAACAAGCCAAGAGUUUACUCACUCCACACAGUGACAUGCACACUAAAGCUGAAGACGUGGUGAUGCGUUCCAUCCAGUCAGCUCCGUGUUUCCCUGUGGCCGACAGUCGCCUCCUGCCGCCACCCUCCUCCCUGACCACUUCUAGUCAUCAGGCAGCUCUUCCGCUCCUCCCUCACUCCUGGAGUACGGGGAACCUUGGAGCUUCCCGGUCCUUGUCCUCAAGGCCCCUUCACCUCCUGCCAUCCCCCACAGAGAGGGGGCGCUGUCAGUGGACUGUAGGAGUAGGGUAGAUAGACGAACAGUAGAGUUACAAAACUUAAAAGGUCAGUUUUAACAUUCUCUGGUCUGGAUGUAAGUAAACCGGUCAGUUUGCAUAGAUUACACUUUUGCUGAAUCCAAGUUGUUUCCCUACCCCUACAUUCACCCCCCCCGCAAACGGAUAGAUGUAGAAACAAUAAUCUCUUCAAAUUUGGACGUUACUACAGCUUGAUGAUGUCAUUUAAGUUGGCUGGAGCCAGAGGGGAAGCAGUUUAGAUUCAGCCGUAUUCUUUGUUGUCAGAAAAUAAGCUUUCUUUGUUUAAAAAAUAAAGAACUUGGUGCCUCUGGGGUCUUUGCUUUCAUAUAAGUAACAUGAUACUUAAACAUCUGUAUGAUGUGUUUCUAAUGUGUUGUUACUGUUUCUUCAUGUGAAUGUACCAUCAUAAUGCUACCAAAGUCUAUUGACUGCUCUGUUAACACGCACAGAUUUAAAUAAAUAAUUUUUUCAAGUAAA